Elaeis guineensis (African oil palm) is the source of this 1940-nucleotide messenger RNA. RefSeq names its product SNF1-related protein kinase catalytic subunit alpha KIN10. Gene Ontology annotation, cellular component: cytoplasm. Gene Ontology annotation, biological process: protein phosphorylation; intracellular signal transduction. Lineage: Eukaryota; Viridiplantae; Streptophyta; Magnoliopsida; Arecales; Arecaceae. The record is from RefSeq and is a predicted model, not a curated record. Gene Ontology annotation, molecular function: ATP binding; protein serine/threonine kinase activity.
GUUCUCUCUUAUUCCCACCGAUAGGUGAUCAGAUCUCGUUCUCAGUCUACACUCCAUCGGCAUCGAUCUCGUCCAGAUCUCUCUCCUUCUUACCUCCGCCUUUCUUCGUCGGCUCCUCUUUUUACCUCUUUCCGUCGUCGAUUCCGGCGAUCGUUGGUAAAUCUGUUGAGUGAUAAUGGAUGGGACUGGCAGAGGAGGCACUGGUGCUGAAGUUAUUUUGCUAAAUUACAAGCUUGGAAAGACUCUGGGCAUUGGUUCAUUUGGUAAGGUGAAAAUUGCAGAGCAUGCAUUGACAGGGCACAAGGUGGCUAUCAAGAUCCUCAACCGUCGUAAGAUAAAAAGCAUGGAAAUGGAGGAAAAAGUGAGGCGGGAGAUAAAAAUAUUGAGAUUAUUCAUGCAUCCUCAUAUUAUACGCCUUUAUGAGGUUAUAGAGACACAAACGGACAUUUAUGUUGUUAUGGAGUAUGUUAAGUCAGGGGAACUAUUUGAUUACAUUGUAGAGAAGGGCAGAUUACAAGAGGAUGAAGCUCGCCGUUUUUUUCAGCAGAUCAUAUCUGGUGUUGAAUACUGCCACAGAAACAUGGUGGUUCAUCGGGAUCUAAAGCCAGAGAAUUUGCUGUUGGAUUCAAAAUGCAAUGUUAAGAUCGCGGAUUUUGGCUUAAGUAAUGUUAUGCGUGAUGGCCAUUUUUUGAAGACUAGUUGUGGAAGCCCAAACUAUGCAGCCCCAGAGGUUAUUUCUGGUAAAUUAUAUGCUGGGCCUGAGGUUGACGUCUGGAGUUGUGGUGUUAUCCUAUAUGCUCUUCUUUGUGGUACUCUUCCUUUUGAUGAUGAGAACAUCCCCAAUCUGUUUAAGAAGAUAAAGGGUGGAAUAUAUACUCUUCCCAGCCAUUUGUCUGCUUUAGCAAGGGAUUUGAUUCCCAGGAUGCUUGUUGUUGAUCCUAUGAAGCGGAUGACAAUUCGUGAGAUUCGUGAACACCCAUGGUUCCAAGCUCGUCUACCUCGCUAUUUGGCUGUGCCUCCACCUGAUACGAUGCAACAAGCUAAAAAGAUUGAUGAGGAUAUUCUUCAAGAGGUAGUCAAAAUGGGUUUUGACAAGAAGCACUUGGUGGAAUCUCUUUAUAAUAGAAUACAGAAUGAGGCAACUGUUGCAUAUUACUUACUUCUGGACAACCGAUUCCGUGCUACCAGUGGCUAUCUUGGAGCUGAGUUUCAAGAGACUAUGGAUUGUGGCUUCUCUCGUAUGACUUCAUGUGAAACUCCAACCUCAGCCAUUGCACAUUGUCUGCCUGGAUAUAUGGAUCCACAGGGUAUUGGUUCCAGGCCUCAUUAUGCUGUUGAAAGAAAAUGGGCUCUUGGACUCCAGUCACGAGCUCAUCCUCGUGAAAUAAUGACAGAGGUCCUCAAAGCUCUGCAAGAAUUGAACGUUUGUUGGAAAAAGAUUGGUCAUUAUAACAUGAAAUGCAGAUGGCUUCCCGGCUUUCCUGGUCAUCCUGAAAGUAUGCUUAAUAAUCCUAUGCAUCAUAGUCAUAGCUUUGGCGAUGAAUCUGCCAUUGUUGAAAGUGAUGAUGUUGCUGGGAAGUCAUCUAAUGUAGUCAAGUUUGAAGUUCAGCUCUAUAAGACAAGGGAAGAGAAGUAUCUCCUAGACUUGCAGAGGGUCCAAGGGCCGCAGCUUCUGUUUCUUGACUUAUGUGCUGCCUUCUUGGCCCAGCUUAGGGUUCUAUGAGAAUGGUCUUUGGUAGGCUUUGUCCACGAGUGUUGGCUGAUAAGCUAUUGUUGUGAAUAUGUAACCAUACCUUUAUGUAUAUCUAGGCACUUCCUGUUUAACUUUUGGUUUGUUUUUUCUUUGGAUAUUGUUGCCGAUUGAGCACCUGACACAGGCAAGCUUCUUUGGCAAAUAAUUUGUCUAGAUGCUUGUUUUUUUUGUUUUUGUUUUUGUUUUU